AGAUUGUGGCUUGUUUGGAAAAUUUCCGGCAAGAAUUUUUGAGUUGCAAGACCUUGAAACUCUUGAUGUGAGAUCUAACCAAGAUCUCACUGGAACCUUGAUUUAUAACUUCAAUUACUCUCAAAUUCCUACUACCCUUGGGAACUUUCCACAGCUGACGUACCUCAACCUCUCUGCCUCUGGCUUUUUUGGUCAAGUCCCAUCCCAGCUUUCACAGUUGUCCAAGUUGUCAAACCUUGAUCUAUCUCUCAAUCUAGAUCCAUUUCUUGGUGAAGGAUUGUUGAGUAUUAGAGAAUCCGAUUUGAGAAGCCUCAUUAGAAACUUAACCACUCUAGAAAAGCUUCACCUCAGUUUCAUAAACAUAUCUUCAACAAUACCCGAUUCUAUAGCAAAUUUAUCAUUUUUGACAUCUCUCCUCCUCAGAGAUUGUGGCUUGUUUGGAAAAUUUCCGGCAAGAAUUUUUGAGUUGCAAGACCUUGAAACUCUUGAUGUGAGAUCUAACCAAGAUCUCACUGGUUAUUUGCCUGAGUUUAAUCGAAGCAGUCGACUGGUGUCGCUGAAGCUUGGCAGCAGUAGCAUUUCAGGAAACUUGUCUCCAAUCAGGAACCUUGAUUUAUUACAGGAGCUGGAUGUUAGGGCAUGCAACUUCAGUGGUCCAAUCCCUGAUUGGUUUGCUAACCUUACCCAACUGACAUAUUUGUCACUUUCUGAUAACAAUUUCAGUGGUGGUCCCUUGUCUUGGAUCGGUAAGCAAACCAAACUUACUUAUCUACACCUUGGAAACAUCAAUCUAAGUGGCUACAUCCCGUCUUCUCUUAGAAACCUCACACAGCUCUUUUUUCUUCAUCUUCCUUCUAAUCAACUAACUGGUCCAAUCCCAUCUUGGCUGGGUAAUCUUAGCAGGCUAGCUUACAUAGAUCAACCAAGCAUCUUAUACUAUGUAAUUUCAGAAAACAAGUUGACUGGAGAGAUUUCACCAUUGAUUUGUGAUCUGAGUGCUCUUCAGUUUCUUGAUUUGUCAAAUAACAAGUUGAGUGGUAUGCUUCCUCAGUGUCUUGGAGACUUCAGCGAUGAUCUACGAGUUUUAAAUGUUGGGAAUAAUUCUUUUCAUGGCGUUCUUCCUCAAGCAUACACCAACACAAGCAAGCUGAAGGUUUUGGAUGUUAGCUCUAACCAAUUGCAGGGCAAGUUGCCGAGGUCAUUGGCGAAUUGUGCGAUGCUUGAAUCUCUUAUUCUGUCAAACAAUGAAUUCCAUGAUGUUUUCCCCUCUUGGUUGGGGACUUUCCCAGAAUUGAAACUUUUGUCAAUGCGCCAUAAUGGGUUCUAUGGUGUGAUCGGGAAACAAAAAAGGAAUCUUCGUUUCCCUGAGUUGCGCAUUCUUGAUCUGUCUCACAAUAAUUUCAGAGGCGAGUUUCCAUCUGAAUACAUCUUUACUGGAAAUCCCAUGAGAGGUAUCCCUCAUGGACAACCCACAUAUAUGGACACGUACGCAAGUUUUAGUGUCAGUGGAGUACGUUUCUACUAUGCGUUCUCAAUCAUGAAGGUGUUGAUAGAUACUACUCAAAGAUUCAAGAAGACUUUGGGGUCGUUGAUAUCUCAAGCAACAAAUUUGAAGGGAAGAUUCCUGAAUUCAUUGGGAACCUAAAGGGCCUUCGCUUGCUCAAUGUUUCCAAUAACAUUCUCACUGGUAGCAUCCCAUCAUUCUUGGCCAACUUAACACUGCUUGAAUCGUUAGACCUUUCACAGAACAAGCUCUCAGGAGAGAUCCCACAACAACUUACGCAGCUUACAUUCCUUGGAAAUUUCAAUGUCUCUCACAAUAAUCUCACAGGUCCUAUACCAUAUAGAGGCCAACUUACUACAUUCGAUGUCACUUCAUAUGAGGGAAACCCGGGAUUGUGCGGAGAUGUGUUGCCAAAGAAAUGUGGAGAUCCUAAUGCUUCUCAACUGCCACCUUCAACCAAAGAAGAAAAUGAUUCAGGCUCUGGAUUUGAACUUGAUUGGAAAUUUGCUUUGGCAGGAUUUGGAAGUGGGUUGGUAGUGGGAGUGGUGCUUGCGGAUGUAGCGAUCUCAAGGAGACGUGAGUGGUUCCUUGAGAUUGUUGGAAGGAUCAGACUGAUAAUGAUGAAAAGGAGGAAGAGUAGGGGACCCAGAAACUCAGUUUAUUAGGAUAUGCAUUUGGUGUUGCUUUCUGUUUUUUCCUUGUGCUGUUUCUUUCCAUCUAGUUCUACCAUUUAUCUCUGUA
Messenger RNA from Prunus avium (sweet cherry), 2245 nucleotides. The record is from RefSeq and is a predicted model, not a curated record. Lineage: Eukaryota; Viridiplantae; Streptophyta; Magnoliopsida; Rosales; Rosaceae.